Paramecium primaurelia is the source of this 2292-nucleotide messenger RNA. The record is from the annotation of a GenBank genome assembly. NCBI's taxonomy places the organism in Eukaryota, Ciliophora, Oligohymenophorea, Peniculida, Parameciidae.
AUGCAAUAAAACAUAGUGUUUGAUAUUUCUUCAGAGAAUAGUUCAUCAUCAGAUGAAGAUGAGUUCAUAAAAAUUGAUUAAUAAAAUAGCUCAGUAAUUUAUAUUUCAAAGACUAAUAGAUUAUAAGUGUAAGAGCUCCUAAUUUAUUUGACAGUGAUACUCCUCAAGAAUUCCAAUAAAUUCAAGUUGAUACACAUUCAACAAGAAAAUAACACACUGUCACUUUUGAUACUCUGAAUACUAAUGAAGGUGAAAGAAGAUAAUUAAAUAAAUGGAAUUUAUAAGAAAAAGAAAAUAAAAAUUAUAAUUCAUUUACAAUCAAAACAGAAUUGACAGAAAAAGGUAAAACGAAUAGUAAAAAGAAUAUUAAUGAAAGUGUCGAGUAUUUACAAAAUCAAAAAUCUAGUUAAAAAUAAUAAAAUAAGUUUAAUUAAUGUAUGUAGUUGUUAUUAAUAAUAAUCUAGACAAAAAACCUUAUUAACCAAAAAGAGUAACUAAUGUCAAUUAUUCUUCAAUUGAUAAUUUUCAGAAUUAAUCUAUGGCAUAAGAAUUAUUAGAAUUGGAUUUACCUGCUCUUAUUUCAUAAAUUACAAAUAAGAGACGAGUUAAUAAUAAUAAUAAUAGUUUUCAUAAUCAUCAUAAUAAUUCUUUCUAUAAUUCAAAUCCCAAGUAAUAUUAUUAUAGUAUAAGUUAGCUAGACCCUAAAUAACUUAAAAAUAAGGCUGUAUUAUUCGAUAAUCAUUUAAUAAAUAAGGUUCUUAAGUGGAAAUACCUAUUGUACAAUAAACAAGAGAAAGAUCAAUUACAAUGAUUUUAAGAUAACCUGGAAAGAUUGUAAAUUAAAAAUAGUUAAAAAGUAAUAGCAUUGCUUUAAGAAAAUGAAGAUAUAUUAUUUUUACUUUUAAUUAUUAUUAAUAUUUUUUUUUAAUUAAAUGAAUUGUCUUUUCUGUUAGCCCAUUAGGAUGACUUUAUAUGGCAAUAAUUUUGAAGAAAUGCAGUUUAAAGGUAGACUGAAAUUAAAUUAAUUAUCAAGAAAGUAUCCUUACCAGAGAGGAUCACUAAUUCUCUUUAUAAUAAAUAUGCUGAAUCACAAAACUACUAUUUUACAAAGGAUAUCAAUGAAAUCAUUUUAGAUCAACCAACUAAACCUAAUAUAGUAUUUAAAGUAUAUAUUUACAUUAUUUAAACUAGGAUUUAGUAUUGUUGGAUGAAGAUGUUGAAUAUAUGAAAAAAAUAUAUCAACCUCAUAGUUUAGAAAAUAAAAUGGAAGUUUUAACAGAAUUUUAUAAAGUAAUAAAUUAUAUUAAUAUAUUAGUUUCAUAAUGAUUUACCUAGAUGGGCUGUUUCAAGUUCUAUUGUAAAUAUUUUGAAUGAAUAUUACAAUUAAAAAAGAAAGCUCGAAUAUUACAAAAUUUAAAAGAUAAUUGAUGAGGAAAACAAAAAUAAUCCAGAAAAACCUCCAAAAGGUAUUGUAGGUGAUGAACCAAUCUAAACAGAAAGUACUCCUCCUUCUCAUACAAUUGAAAGCGGAAUCAUUGUUGGAAAUGUACUUGAUGAAUUACAAAAUACUCCUUCUUAUUCAAAACAAGAUUAAGAAAAAGUCAAUCGUUAAAUAAAUAAUAAUAAUAAUAAUGAUAUUCAUCAAUAAAUCUUAAAAAUUUAAAAAUUAAAAACUGAAAGACAAUAAGAUAAUAAUAAUAUCAUCAAAGAAUUCAAAUUAUAAUAAAUUCUUACAACUGAUAAAAUGAAAAAUAUUAAAUAAUUAAUAACAUGUUAAAAAAGAUAAUUAAAAAUCAUUCAUCCUGAUUAAUGUGGUUAAUUGGAACCACCAAAACCAAAAUUAAUACAUCAACAAAUUUUAGACUAAUGUAAUUUAUAUAUUUAUGAAGUACAUAAAAGAGUAAAUGAAAAGAUUUAAUUAAAGAAAAGAAAUUUAAUAUAAAAUAAAGAUCCAUCUAGAGAAAUCAAGAGUGUACAUUUUGGUGAAGAUAAAAAAGAAAACUUUUUCAAAUCUCCAAGAAAUAUGAAAACAUAAUGUACUUCCAAAAUGACUCCUAAAUCCUAUAGUAAAGUAGGCAAAACCCAAACAUUUCAUGAUAGUUCAUCAAGGUAUUGUCCUUUAUACAAUAAAUAUUUAGAAAACUUAAUAACAACCUUUUAUCAACAAGGAAUAUUGGAGCAAAGACUUGUCAUUAAAUUAGUAAUAAUAUCAAAUCAAAAAUGCAAUAAAAACCUAUAUCAUUUAAAACUCUUACUACUCCAAGAUCUGUCUAAUAAAAGUUAUAAAUAUGA